UAGGAAGUGCUGUGCUCACGCUUCCUGUACAAAUAAAUGCAGCUUUCCCACAGCCACUGCAUGCGGGCUGUGAGGCGCGGGUAAGAUAUAAUGGCAGCACGCACUUAAUAGCAGGGAGGGGAUGAUUUCUCGGAGUGGCACAGGGGCUGGGAGACGAGCGCUGCUGCAGCCCUUACAAGUGUUCAGCUGUCAGAGAGCCAGGGACGAGGAAGGGCGUGUAAGAGCAAUCGGCUCCGCUCCUCGCUGCGAGCUCCGCGGCUCUGUGGCAUCGUGGUUCUUUGGGAAUGCCCGAGUCUGAGUGCAGCCGCUGAAAAGUCACACAGCUGGCAGUGAGCGCUACUCUCCUUUCAAGGCUGAGUUGCACCAUUAAUGACUGAAUGGGCUCUGCUGAGAAGGCUUGUCCUGACACCAUGACAGCUGAUGAGUCCGAAGCUGGAGAGUUAGCUCUGGAGCCUCUCCUCACGUGCAAGCUAUGUCUCUGUGAAUAUUCCCAGGAUAAGAUGACCACUCUUCAGGAAUGCAACUGCAUCUUUUGUACAGCGUGUCUAAAACAGUAUAUGGAGCUGGCAAUUCAAGAAGGUUGUGGUUCCCCUAUCACAUGUCCAGACAUGGUAUGCUUGAACCAUGGGACCCUACAAGAAGCAGAGAUUGCCUGUUUGGUUCCUGUUGACCAGUUUGAGUUAUACAAGAGGUUGAAGUUUGAACGAGAAGUCCACUUGGACCCCCAGAGAACAUGGUGCCCCACAGCCGACUGCCAAACCGUGUGCCACAUUGCACCGAGCGAGUCGGGAGCGCCAGUGCCAGUGGAGUGCCCCACCUGCCACCUGACCUUCUGCUCCUCCUGCAAGGAGCCAUGGCACGGGCAGCACCUAUGCCAGGAAAACCAAACGACCCCAGUACCCACUGAGCAGGGAUUCCUUAUUGGAGCAGAGACAGAGGCACCAAUUAAGCAGUGCCCAGUUUGUCGAAUUUAUAUUGAGCGAAACGAGGGCUGUGCUCAGAUGAUGUGCAAGAACUGCAAGCACACGUUUUGCUGGUAUUGUCUACAGAACUUGGAUAAUGAUAUUUUCUUACGGCAUUACGACAGAGGCCCUUGCAGAAACAAGCUGGGCCACUCACGGGCUUCAGUGAUGUGGAACAGAACACAGGUUGUGGGGAUCCUCGUUGGACUAGGUAUCAUAGCGUUGGUGACCUCUCCCUUGCUGCUUGUGGCAUCUCCAUGCAUCAUCUGUUGCAUUUGCAAAUCUUGCCGGAGCAAAAAGAAAAAACCCAGCCUGCCAACAACCUAAAACUCUGUGUCUUUUUGAGUCUCCAUCUGUACAGCAUAAGUAUGUGAGGAAGCACAAUGGUUGUGUUUUGGUGCCAUACCUACCAAAUAAUGCUCCCUUUUUUUGCCAGUUCUUGGGAUAAGUGCCUAUUCUUUACAGGCUACUCUAUCACUAACAAGUCCAGAUUUUUGUGCAGUACAUGCAGUGUAGGUUUUUGCUUCCUGAAGAGGAAAACAGGACACCAUUCAGUCCUUCAUACCCCAUUCAAGACUGAUAGAACAUUCCUGUUUUCCAUCAGCUGCACAUGACUUGAUCCUGCUGCAUUACUCUGUCUUUGCAGAUUCAGUCAUUACUGUUGUGCUAGCUGUUGGUUCUUGGUGACACUCAGAUUUCUCAGAAAGUUUUGGGUCUUUUGUGAAAGAGAGAGAGGGAAGGCCUGAUUAGGUUCUUCUGUCUGAUAGCUUGUGUACAGUUAAACGUAACAAACCGUUAAGAAAAUAUGUUUGGUAGUUUCCUAUCAAUUGGCUGCCAUGGCAUUUCUUUCAGCAUUGAAAUCCAUUUGAUUUUUGCCCUUGUUCUCAACUACAGAAGUAAAAAACCACCAAAACGGUGUCUAAGAUAGGGCUCUCUUUAAGAGACUGGACCUUGAGAAAGCUGCUAUUUUUUUUCACAUCAAACAUGACAUAUCUAUAAUGAAAUAUUAGGAAUAUGCAUAUUUCCCUACCACUGGGCAUGCCUUUUGUCAGUACCAUGGGUGUAGAAAACUCACAAUGGAGGUAAUAUUGUAAGAAAGACUGUGAUACAGUUCCCAUUUUGUGCGGAGCGUUGGCAUCCUGGUUGGGUCUUUGCAGAGUGGCAGCAUGGGCGCAGAUAUACCACGUACAUAUGACCAGUCAGUAUAUUUUUUUACAACAGUUUACAUGGGGUGGCAGCAAGAACCCUGAUAAAAAGUUAUUGAAACCAGGCUAAGCCAAGCCCUCCUUCAAAACCUUAUGGACCUGCUGAAGUGAAUACUUGAGAAAUGCUGUGUAAAUGUGACCUCUAUCCAUUGGUGGGUAUUUCUUUUGUCCUGCUCAAGGUUAACCAACUCUGUUAGCGAUAUUUUUUAAUUACUCUAAAUCUGGAAGGCUAUCAGUUAAUAAGUGCUUCAUUUUAAUUUGGUGCCUCACCACCAAACCAAUUCAAACCCUGGUGUCUGUUACACCUGUGUAAGUUCACUGAAAGCUCACUGAAGAGCUGGAAUUACUGCAGCUCUUCAGUCAGGAGUAGCUGAGAUCAGACUCUGCUCCCUGGAGUUUAUUUCCUUAAUGGAUGGUGCUCCUCACAACCGGGGCCGGUGGCGCUUUUGUUCUGGACUCCCAUCUGUGCAUUCUAUAUCUGUGGGAGCAGAUUCAAGUUUGCACUGUACAAUUGGUUGUAAUUCCAAACCCCUUUCCACAAGGGCUGCAGGGUUUGAAGGAGACGCUCGGCCCGAGUGCGGUGUCGGGCUGGCGCUCAGCCCAGCUGCCCCUGUCGGAGCACAGAGCGUGGCUCAGCUGGGAGUGCCGUGAUGGUGCUGUGAGUGCUGCCUGUGUGUGCUGCUUGGCCAAGCCUCAGGAACUUUGCCUUCUUGGCAGCUGUAAAUGUGACCUUUUUUCUGUUUAACUUCGCUCUCUGGUUACUGUAACAAAAGUGGCAGGUUUUCUUCUUUUGAGAAAGUGUAGUCUGUUGAGCAGACUAGCAAGGACAGAGGCCUUAAAUGAUACUGUCUGUUUUACUUUUUAAUUGACUUCUUUUAUAAAUACUGCCUGACUUUGCUACCAGUCGUGGCUGGAGGGCAGGCAGUGCUCGCCAGUGUGAAAGACUGUAUUUAUUCUUCAUCCUCAGCUUUGAAGGGAAGCAGAACAGUAGACAGUACAUUCUAAAUACAGAGUGCAAUGCAGGCAACUGCCAUUUAUAAUAAAUAAAGAAUGUUUUCUGUAUGUGUUUUCUGGAAGAGCACUAAUGGUAGUGCUUUGGGGUACUUGUGACAGAUUAAAGUGUCCAGCCCUUGGCUUUGCACUAUUUUUCUACCUAUGUUUUUAUGGCACUACUGUCAUUUCCAUUUUAUUUAUGAACUUGAAGUUGCAAGUCUUACUUUAACAAAGCCUCAAGGACAAAUAUGUAGGAGCUGUACAGUCUCUUUAACCAGAACCAGCAUUGCAAUGUACCAAUAUCCUUUGCAUGUUAAAAUUUGAGCUUUUUUCAUGUUUUGUGAUCUUACCCAUGACCAAUGCAUCCUUUGCUAGUUUUGUUCCUUUCCUUGUUCUU
This is a messenger RNA of Camarhynchus parvulus, 3557 nucleotides long. RefSeq names its product ring finger protein 144B (gene RNF144B). Gene Ontology annotation, cellular component: mitochondrial membrane; ubiquitin ligase complex; cytoplasm. The transcript is spliced from 8 exons. Gene Ontology annotation, biological process: ubiquitin-dependent protein catabolic process; positive regulation of proteasomal ubiquitin-dependent protein catabolic process; protein polyubiquitination. The coding region runs from base 378 to 1289 and encodes 303 amino acids. NCBI's taxonomy places the organism in Eukaryota, Metazoa, Chordata, Aves, Passeriformes, Thraupidae. The record is from RefSeq and is a predicted model, not a curated record. Gene Ontology annotation, molecular function: ubiquitin conjugating enzyme binding; zinc ion binding; ubiquitin protein ligase activity.